UCAGUUUAAUGAUCAAUCACGCUAGAAAGGUAAGAGAGUAACGAAGGAUCGAUCAUCGCCAAAGUCAACGAACCGCUCAAAAUAAUGGCUGGAAACUUAGGAUGCGUCGUCGUAUCCGUUGAUGGCAACGAAGGAAGCAUGGACGCCUUACGAUGGGCGCUCGAUAAUGUUAAGCUCCGACCAUCUUCUCCGGACUCUACUCAACCGCCCGGUCACUUCCUCAUCCUCUACGUCCAACCUCCACCGUCCAUCGCUGCUGGCCUCAAUCCCGGCGCCAUCCCCUUCGGCGGGCCCACCCAUCUAGAAGUUCCUGCAUUCACGGCAGCUAUCGAGGCGCAUCAGAAGAGAAUCACUGAUGCGAUCUUGAACCAUGCUCUUCAGAUUUGCGCUGAAAAGAAGGCAAACGUGAAAACUCAAGUUGUGAUUGGGGAUCCAAAGGAAAAAAUUUGUGAAGUAAUUGAAAAUGUGCAUGCUGAUUUGCUUGUGAUGGGUUCCCGAGCUUUUGGCCCUAUUAAAAGAAUGUUUUUGGGAAGUGUAAGCACCUAUUGCGCCAACCAUGCACAAUGCGCUGUUAUGAUUGUAAAGAACAAGGAAGCUUCCUCCAAAUCUUAAGAGUAUUGCUGUUUUCUUUUCUCUAUGAGGUUUGUUUCAGACUUGUCACCAAGACAACUUUGUUAGGAGCUAUGUUACGCUGCGCUGUCAAUAAAUCUAUCCCCUGCAGUGGGGCUUUCGCCAGAAAGUUUCACUAUACCAUUCAUGUAUGUGCCAUUACUUAUUUCAUUGGUUUGGGUGUGUUUGUAUUAUUGCUUGUGGUUUUUCUCAGUUGUUGCUAGUGGUUCUGGCUUAAGUUCCCCUUACCUAUUUGUUAAUCUCCAAGAUGAUCAUUUGUUUAAUUUAUAUGUCUAGGAAUGACCUUUAAUAUCCUUGAAGUUUAAUUUAAAUUGUGCCUUCUUCCC
This is a messenger RNA of Gossypium raimondii (Peruvian cotton), 956 nucleotides long. RefSeq lists its product as hypothetical. NCBI's taxonomy places the organism in Eukaryota, Viridiplantae, Streptophyta, Magnoliopsida, Malvales, Malvaceae. The transcript has 5 exons. The record is from RefSeq and is a predicted model, not a curated record. The coding region runs from base 85 to 612 and encodes 175 amino acids.